GAAAUCAAAUACGAAUAUGAAGGAAGAUUUGAGGAGAGAGAUGAGAAUUGUAGAAUGUAAGAGCCGAAAGGACAGCAACUUCAUCCUCGCCAACGCCCAGGUGGCUCAGGGCUGCCCCAUCGUCUACUGCUCGGACGGCUUCUGCGAGCUCGCGGGCUUCGCCCGGACGGAGGUCAUGCAGAAAAGCUGCAGCUGCAGAUUCCUGUUCGGCGCGGAGACCGACGAGCACCUGAUGCUCCAGAUCGAAGCGUCCCUGGAGGGAAAAACGGAGUUCAAAGGGGAAAUCGUGUUCUACAAGAAGGACGGGUCUCCAUUUUGGUGCCUGUUGGAUAUUGUCCCCAUAAAGAAUGAGAAAGGGGAUGUGGUCCUUUUUCUGGCCUCGUUCAAAGAUAUAACAGACACGAAAGUGAAGAUUACUCCAGAAGAUAAAAAAGAAGACAAAGCCAAAGGACGAUCAAGAGCAGGAACCCACUUUGAUUCAGCCCGGAGACGAAGCAGAGCGGUCCUUUAUCACAUCUCCGGCCACCUGCAAAGAAGAGAAAAGAACAAGUUGAAAAUAAACAAUAAUGUUUUUGUAGACAAACCAGCAUUUCCGGAGUAUAAAGUUUCUGACGCAAAAAAGUCCAAAUUCAUACUUUUGCAUUUUAGCACUUUCAAAGCCGGCUGGGACUGGCUUAUUCUGCUGGCGACGUUUUAUGUUGCCGUGACGGUACCUUACAACGUUUGCUUCAUUGGCAACGAUGACCUGUCGACGACGCGGAGCACAACAGUCAGUGACAUUGCAGUGGAGAUUCUUUUUAUUAUAGAUAUUAUUUUAAAUUUUCGAACAACCUAUGUCAGCAAGUCUGGCCAAGUCAUCUUUGAAGCAAGAUCAAUCUGCAUCCACUACGUCACCACCUGGUUCAUCAUCGAUUUAAUCGCUGCCCUGCCGUUUGACCUCCUGUAUGCUUUCAACGUCACAGUGUUGAUAACCAAGCGAUGGUUAUGUCCACCUGCGCUGUAUCAGAGUUCUAGAAAGUUCUGUUCAGUCCCAUACGCAGGGGAAAAGCUAAGUCUUAAGGCAGAUAAGCACUCAGAGGAAUCAAACGGUCCUCCCCGUCUUUCUCUUACCAACUUCCGGGAACUAUGUCAAGAAAUGACACAGAANUCCAUGUUCGCCCUGCUGGCCCACUGGAUGGCGUGCAUCUGGUACGUCAUCGGGAAAAUGGAGAGGGAAGACAACAGCCUCCUCAAGUGGGAAGUAGGCUGGCUCCAUGAGUUGGGGAAGAGACUGGAAUCGCCCUACUAUGGGAACAAUACCCUGGGUGGGCCGUCGAUCCGAAGUGCCUAUAUCGCUGCUCUGUACUUCACGCUCAGCAGCCUCACCAGUGUGGGGUUUGGGAAUGUCUCUGCUAACACGGAUGCAGAAAAGAUCUUCUCCAUCUGCACCAUGCUGAUUGGCGCCUUGAUGCACGCCCUGGUGUUCGGGAAUGUGACGGCGAUCAUCCAGAGGAUGUACUCCCGGUGGUCCCUCUAUCACACCAGGACCAAGGACCUGAAAGACUUCAUCCGCGUCCACCGCCUGCCCCAGCAGCUCAAGCAGCGGAUGCUGGAGUACUUCCAGACAACCUGGUCAGUCAACAACGGCAUAGACUCCAACGAGCUUCUGAAAGACUUCCCCGACGAGCUCCGCUCGGACAUCACCAUGCACCUGAACAAGGAGAUCCUGCAGCUGUCCCUCUUCGAGUGCGCCAGCCGCGGCUGCCUGCGCUCGCUGUCCCUGCACAUCAAGACCUCCUUCUGCGCGCCCGGCGAGUACCUGCUCCGCCAGGGGGACGCCCUGCAGGCCAUCUACUUCGUCUGCUCGGGCUCCAUGGAGGUGUUGAAGGACAGCAUGGUGCUGGCCAUUCUCGGGAAAGGAGAUUUAAUUGGAGCCAAUCUAUCAAUUAAGGACCAAGUGAUCAAGACCAACGCGGAUGUGAAGGCGCUGACCUACUGCGAUCUCCAGUGUAUCAUCCUCAAAGGGCUCUUUGAAGUGCUGGACCUUUACCCAGAAUACGCUCACAAAUUUGUGGAAGACAUUCAGCAUGACCUCACAUACAACCUUCGAGAAGGUCACGAGAGUGAUGUGAUCUCAAGAUUAUCAAACAAAUCGACAGUCUCACAGUCGGAGCCCAAGGGAAAUGGCAGCAUCAAGAAGAGACUGCCGUCCAUCGUGGAAGACGAGGAGGAGGAGGACUUGGGGGAGGAGACGGCCUCCCUGUCCCCCGUCUGCACCAGGGGACCCGCCUCUUCUCGCAGCAAGCGGCCUGGAGGCGGCAAGAGCUACCUCGGCUUGAGCUUGAAGCAGCUGGCCUCGGGGACCGUGCCGUUUCAUUCACCUAUCAGAGUCUCCAGUUCAAACUCGCCCAAAACCAAACAGGAGACGGAUGCCCCAAACCACGGCAAAAGCAAAGAGAAGAACUUGAAACUGCAGCUUUCAACCUUGAACAGUGCUGGACCCCCAGACCUCAGUCCAAGUGAAUCGGAGCCCAAGGGAAAUGGCAGCAUCAAGAAGAGACUGCCGUCCAUCGUGGAAGACGAGGAGGAGGAGGACUUGGGGGAGGAGACGGCCUCCCUGUCCCCCGUCUGCACCAGGGGACCCGCCUCUUCUCGCAGCAAGCGGCCUGGAGGCGGCAAGAGCUACCUCGGCUUGAGCUUGAAGCAGCUGGCCUCGGGGACCGUGCCGUUUCAUUCACCUAUCAGAGUCUCCAGUUCAAACUCCCCCAAAACCAAACAGGAGACGGAUGCCCCAAACCACGGCAAAAGCAAAGAGAAGAACUUGAAACUGCAGCUUUCAACCUUGAACAGUGCUGGACCCCCAGACCUCAGUCCAAGCACAUCUCAUUUUCACACUGCCGGCGCUCAGCGGCUGUGGAAGGCUAAUGGCUACCAGGCUCUGAUGUCCUUGUACCCAGAGGUUGGAGCUGCUGUCCUCUUCAUCAAGGCGGAGGAGACGAAGCAGCAAAUAAACAGACUCAACAGCGAGGUAACCACGCUGACUCAGGAGGUCUCCCAGCUCGGCAGGGACAUGAAGACGGUGAUGCAGCUUCUCGAGCACGUCCUGUCGCCGCAGCAGCAGUCCCGGCUUUGCUCUCUGCACACCGCCUCUCUGUGUCCCUCCGGUUUCCAGGGCAGGACGGCCUGGAGCACGCACCAGCCCUGUCUGCACUCGCAAGCCGCCGGCGCCGCGCACAGCCCAGCCCCGCUGUGCCAGGGGAGCGUCACCCCCGACAGAUGGAGCGCGGGGCCCUCCUCGGCGGGCGGCAGCCCCCAGCAGACGGGCGCCCAGGAGCAGAGUCCGGCGGGCGGGGAGCUCCGCGCCUCCCCGAGCCUGGACCACGCGCCUGCCCACUGCCCGGUGGUCCAGGAAGGUCGCCUGCAGUUUCUCAGGUGCGUCUCCCCGCAGUCGGACACGACGCUGACGCCGCUGCAGUCCAUCUCGGCCACCCUCUCCUCCUCCGUCUGCUCCUCCUCAGAGACGUCUUUGCACCUGGUUCUCCCCAGCAGAUCGGAGGAGGGCAGCUUGGGCCAGGGCGCUGUGAGCUCCUUCAGUCUGGAAAACCUGCCGGGAUCUUGGGAGCGGGAAGGACGGGCAUCCGUCUCCACCGAAGCCCUGGAGAACUUUCCCCUGGAAAUGGUCGCAAGCACAGCAGAAGUGAAAGAUGACGGAGCCGUGCGCGUAUGAUGGCAGAGCACCUGGGCGGUGCCCGCCUCCGCCCGUCGCCGCGGGAUGCC
Odocoileus virginianus texanus is the source of this 3756-nucleotide messenger RNA. The record is from RefSeq and is a predicted model, not a curated record. Lineage: Eukaryota; Metazoa; Chordata; Mammalia; Artiodactyla; Cervidae.